Molecule: messenger RNA, 411 nt
Organism: Colletotrichum higginsianum IMI 349063
Lineage: Eukaryota; Fungi; Ascomycota; Sordariomycetes; Glomerellales; Glomerellaceae
Exons: 3
Coding region: 1-411 (136 amino acids)
Source: RefSeq, a predicted model, not a curated record
AUGCCCAGCCGGCUCCCGGAUGGCGGCCCGCGGGAGCGUGUGACAGCAGGCAAACAUGCAUGCCGAAGCAUCGCUGGACAUGGCCGCAUCCGCGGAUGGAACCUCGACCACACAGUCGGCAGCGGCCGGUACCACGCAGCAUCUCAUCCUGCCCGUGAACAUACUCGUCACCAGAACCCUCACGACGAGACAGCCUCCUCUGGUGAUCAGCUCGCGAAGGACCACCACUGCCGGCCGCCGACUAUGAAUAUAUAUAUCCCUGUUGCCGGCUCUGUCCGGCUUGCCAAACGUGAACGCGACGCCACACGACCCUCCCAGUCUCCCGGCAUGACAAUGUUUGCCUUCAAUUUCACCCCAAGGACUCUUGAUGCGCGGAUCGCGCAAUGGGAUCUCUACUUUAUCAGGGCGUAA